UUAGCAAACACUGGCGAGGCCACGUUUCUUCCAUGGUGUCCUUACGCCGCUCCUCGGCGCUACCUUUAAAAUCCUCCGUCGCGUUACUUUAUACCUAUUCAUAACCUUCCAUUGCAAUAUCAGCGCAAAGAUGACGCUCAACGACAGCAAUUACAAACUGUGUUACGGCAUUCAUGUCAACGGUCAGAGUCGCAGAUUCAUGUUGUUGGUGGCGGAAUUCGCACCAUGCUGUUCUCAGCAAUGUUUUGAAUCUGAUUUCAUCAAAGUUGGCAAGGAGAUGAGAACAGUAUUGAAUGAACUGUUUUAUGGUAUGGUGUGUCUGAUCCAGUCGUUUGCGGUAUCUUGCCAACCUUCCUUUAGUUCAGACCUCUUUGGAACUCGGACAUUACCAUUGGUUGCUGCGCAGCUCCAACAACUGAAGCUUAUAUGACUGGCAACAGGCGAGAAGGUUCAAGUGGUCCAUCAACAGCGACGCAAUGGAAAGUUUCUAUCAUAAAGCCGGAGAGCCAACCCUAAACGACAUCGCCAAGUUGACAGUGUGGAUCAUUCUCCGUCGAGGA
This is a messenger RNA of Radiomyces spectabilis, 560 nucleotides long. RefSeq lists its product as uncharacterized. The transcript is spliced from 3 exons. The record is from RefSeq and is a predicted model, not a curated record. NCBI's taxonomy places the organism in Eukaryota, Fungi, Mucoromycota, Mucoromycetes, Mucorales, Radiomycetaceae. Bases 131 to 430 code for a protein of 99 amino acids.